AUGAACCCAUAGCAGUAAUAAAAAAACAAAGUGUUUAAUAACUAGUAUUCCAUAGUCAAAAAGCUUUCUUCUGGUUCAUUUGGAGUAGUAUUUCUUGGAUAGGACAUUAUUUCGAAAUAAGAUGUUGCUAUAAAAGUAGAAAAAGAAGAGAACGAAGAGGUCAAAUCUUUGGAUAGAGAAGUUUAGAUUUUAAAGAUUCUAGAUGGAAUAGAGGGAUUUCCUAAAUAUUAUUGGUCAGGGGAAGAUCUUGGUUAUAACAUCUUAGUAAUUUAAUUGCUGGGCAAAGAUUUAGCAUUCCAUUUCAAAUAACUCAAGAGAUUUAAUCUCAAAUCAGUUUUAACUAUUGGAAUACAAGCUGUUAAUCUUUUGGAGAGAGCCCAUUAAAAAGGAGUAAUACAUAGAGAUUUAAAACCUGAAAAUAUGAUAUUAGGUAUAGGUAAUCAAAUUUCUAAGUUAUAUUUGAUUGAUUUUGGGAUUAGCAAAGUGUAUAGAGAUGCUAAUGGAAGACAUAUGUAACAGUUAAAAUAGAACUUAGCAUUUUCAAAGAUUAAAAGUCUUUUUUAGGAACUACUAGAUAUGCUUCAAUUGCAGCUCAUUUAGGUCAUGAAUUAGGUCGAAAAGAUGAUUUAGAAUCUCUCAUGUAUAUUUUACUUUACUUUCUACGUGGGUAAAUAACAAUUAUAAAUAAGGUAGUUACCAUGGUAGAACAUGGUUAAUGUAACAGAUGAUGAAAGAACACAAAAAGUUGGAGAAUUAAAGCUAUCAUUAGAAAAUGAACUCUUUAAAGAUUAAGUUCCAGAGUUUUAAAAGAUUUAUAAGUAAAUUUCUACUUAUUUAAAUAAAAUAGUUUAAUUAGACGAUUGUAAUUUAAAUAAGAACCUGAUUAUAAGAUUAUUAUACAAGAACUCAGAAAAGCAGCAGAAUCUUAGAAUAUUAUUGUAGAUGGUCAUUAUGAAUGGUCUGAAAUAAGAUAAUCCACACAUUAUCAAACUGAUACAAAUUAAAAUCUAAGUAAAAAAAAUAUUUAAUUCAACAAUUAAAAUGAGAUGAAGAAAUCUAUUGAAAAAUAAUUAUCUGGUGCUAUUUAACUUGGGUAUAAUAUUUAAUUUUAAAUUGGAGUUCUUAAAAUUUUUUAGCACCACCUCCUUUAUCAUCAAGGAAUAAUUCUUUUUAAAGAGAUGAUAUUAGAAAGAACUCUAGUUUGACAUAAUAAAGCAGUAUUGGAAAUUGUUGUUAAUCAAUAAAUCCUAAUUACUAGAAAUCUAUCUGUGAUGAUCGUUUUGGAAGUAAAUAAGAUAUUCUAUAACAUCAACAAAACAGUUUUGAUGAUGAAAGAAUUUCCAAUUUUGAAAGCAGAGAAAUCAUUGAAAAUGUAGAUGGUUAAGAACCCUUAUUUUAAAAGUUUGGAAAAAUUAAAAAAGGGAUAUCAAUGUAUUUUUGUUUCUUUAAUUUUAGUAACCUUAUAUUAAGUUUAAAAAAGAAAAAGAAAUGA
Paramecium sonneborni is the source of this 1492-nucleotide messenger RNA. Lineage: Eukaryota; Ciliophora; Oligohymenophorea; Peniculida; Parameciidae. The record is from the annotation of a GenBank genome assembly.